AUGAUUCAAAGAUCUAUCACGCCCGACUGUAUUACACUUAGUAAUGCGAUUAUCACAACUAACACUAUACUAAAUGGAUUCGUGCGCGAGGUACGGGAGGCGCGAUCUGAUGUGGAUGGGGUAUCGCGCGAGUUGCACUCGCUGCAAAGUGUCUUAGACCUCCUAAACGAGGAUGCUGGUCUAUUCCCUCCGGAGUUGGCAGAACGGAUUCCUGCUGUCCUCGAGCAUUGUUCUAGACUGGUCAACGAACUGGACACGAGCAUAUCUAGCCUCAACAGCAAUGAGCUAUCGCGGCAAGAUAAAAGAUCCCAGUGGCUGGCUAUUGGGAGACAAGAAGUUGCGACAUUCAGAACUACUUUAGAGGCGCAUAAAGCUGUCCUAGGUCUAGCUUUGGAUUUAGCUGGGGCAACUACAAUUCGGGAUGUUACCUCAGGCGUAGAGCCUAAUAGGCGAAAUACGAUAGAGAGACACCAGAACAGCGCCGCCGUUAUGGAGGAUGUCUCACGAGUUCUAGUCGAGAUGAACCAAUUACGGAUGCGACUACCAGGGGAGUUCGAGAAGAACGAGACAGAAUUCAGCCUUUAUGACUAUAUGACCUGUCUGAAGUCAUAUGCCGAGAAGAUCAUCAGUAUCAAGGAGAGCGAGCAUGAGAUUGAGCAGAGCAUCAAAGAAGUCGACGAAACGGCGGAUCAGGGUGCAUUUGUGGGCGAUCAAAAACUAUUUGGAGCUUACAUCGGAGACAAGCCGGACAGCGCGAUCGAUGUUAGUGUUGAGUCGGCAUCUAAGUCACGCAACGAUGUGCAAGCAGACCCCGAAGACGAAAAAAUUCCCACUAUUGAAGAAUUGAUGGCUAGCUUCGUGGGCAUUCCCAGCCGAGCGCCGACUCCGCCGCCAAAGGAUAGCAAGAGACGUGAGCUUGCCCGGAGUCUUAUGGUUUCUCCAUUCGAGGCCACUCCGGAUUGUCCGAAUAAUUCUUACGGCAUCGCUACUGAGAUCGUUGCUCAAGGACCGCCAGCGGAGUCACCACCCUCCAUAACGAAAAGCAGAGGGUUUGGGAAAUUUUUUGCGCCUCUUAAGCAUGCAAUUUCAGAGGCCAGACCUCAAACACGAUCAACGACUUCGUCUAACGCCACGGAUAUACAACCUGCAACUCCAAUCAUCCAAGCCAGCCUUGUUAGAAGGGGCAGUCAUAGAUUAUCAGUAUCUUUUAAAAAGCUGCCAAUGUGGAACUCGGAACUGAUCAUGAAUGAGCCCGAAGAAGCAACCCCCAACGCGGUCUUCGGCGUCCCACUCCAGAAAAGCAUGCAGGUUGCUAAAGGAACCUCUAAGACGCACCACUCGGGCCACGGAGGGUCAUCACGGCGAGAUUUCCCUCUGUGUAUGCAAAAAUGCUGUUUCUUUUUGAAGAACGAAGGAGUCGAAGCUCCAGAUAUCUUCGCCGAGCCGGGCGAUAGCUACAGAGUGCAGAAGUUGAAGGAUAUCUUUAGCAGUGGUCCGACAUACGGCGAAGAUGUCAACUGGACCAAUUUUGGCGUAUACGACGCCGCCGACCUUAUCUUACUCUUCCUGUCGCAACUCCCGAAACCGCUGAUCGCAGAGAAUAUAGCUAAGCAAUGGAUCGCGCUCUCGAGACAGGCAAUGCUCUCGGGAUCUCAUGGUACCCGGCUUGAUCAAUGUAUUGAUUUCUGGGAGGAAGCACUCGGCGGCCUUCGAGGACCAAGCCGUACUUUAUUCAAGUUGCUCCUUAACUUAUGGGCCGAUAUUGCACAAGCAGAAGAGAAGAACGAUAUGACAGCCGAACGACUAGCCGGUGUCCUUAUCAAGCCCCUAAUGCACACCACAUCUACGAAAUACGAGACUGACUUCAUGCUAUCGCUCGCUUUCCUUAUUCGAAGAAGAGUGGAAUAUACCGAGUUGCUGAAGAAAGACCAAGCAGACGUCAAGAGGAUUAGCAGGGCGGCAUGGUGA
Molecule: messenger RNA, 1968 nt
Organism: Daldinia loculata
Lineage: Eukaryota; Fungi; Ascomycota; Sordariomycetes; Xylariales; Hypoxylaceae
Product: Rho GTPase activation protein
Exons: 2
Coding region: 1-1968 (655 amino acids)
Biological process (GO): small GTPase-mediated signal transduction
Cellular component (GO): cytoplasm
Molecular function (GO): GTPase activator activity
Source: RefSeq, a predicted model, not a curated record